GACGAGAAUAUCUUUGGAAAUUAGUUGACUUAUCUGAUCAGAGUCAUACUGGAGAAACAUUACAAGAAUGCAUUCAAAAAAUAUUUGAUAAACUUGGUGCACAUAAGUUUGGAGCUAUAGUAACCGAUG
Molecule: messenger RNA, 129 nt
Organism: Racocetra persica
Lineage: Eukaryota; Fungi; Glomeromycota; Glomeromycetes; Diversisporales; Gigasporaceae
Source: the annotation of a GenBank genome assembly